Messenger RNA from Xyrauchen texanus (razorback sucker), 5249 nucleotides. Its product is annotated as homeobox protein meis3-A-like. The transcript is spliced from 13 exons. The record is from RefSeq and is a predicted model, not a curated record. Gene Ontology annotation, biological process: brain development; animal organ morphogenesis; positive regulation of cell population proliferation. Lineage: Eukaryota; Metazoa; Chordata; Actinopteri; Cypriniformes; Catostomidae. Gene Ontology annotation, molecular function: RNA polymerase II cis-regulatory region sequence-specific DNA binding; DNA-binding transcription activator activity, RNA polymerase II-specific. The coding region runs from base 349 to 1596 and encodes 415 amino acids.
UGUGUGUGUGUGUGUGUGUGUGUGUGUGUGUUAUAAGGAGGUGGGGGUGAGAGACCCUGUCGUGUGUUGACCCCCUAAACAACUCCCAGUCUCCAUUCGCUCUCUCUCUCUUUGGUUUAAAGCUCCAUCGCUCAUUGCAGAGACUCAUUUGAGCCCGACGCGUCGCUACAUGGACAUCGAUAUAGCGGAAAGGACGCGGCAUCAUCUCGGACGCACCGCUAACGUUGGAUACUCGGCCCGGUCCAUGCUACUGCUGCUGCUAAACUCUUAUUAAGAGAGUGUCUCAUCUGCCGGUGUGGUGUGUGUUGUCUUCCGUCACUGAGUGUGUGAACUCGGCUUCCGUAUCGCAUGGAGAAGAGGUAUGAGGAGUUGGUGCAGUACCCAGGCUCUGACAUCAUGCCUGUGGGAGGCUACGGGGACGCCAUGAGGUCACUUCCUCCUCCUCACUAUGGCCACACUGUGCCUGACUCGCUUAAACACCACCGGGAUCUGAUCUAUGGUCAUCCUCUGUUUCCUCUCCUGGCACUGGUGUUUGAGAAAUGUGAACUCGCCACCUGCUCGCCGCGAGACUCCACUUCCAUGUCCAACCCCUCCCACCUUACUGGCAUGACCAAUCACAGCGACGUCUGCUCCUCUGAAUCAUUCAACGACGACAUUGCAAUCUUUGCCAAACAAAUUCGAUCUGAGAAACCCAUCUUUUCAUCAAAUCCAGAACUGGAUAAUCUGAUGAUCCAGGCCAUUCAAGUACUACGGUUUCAUCUAUUAGAGCUAGAAAAGGUUCAUGACCUCUGUGAUAAUUUCUGUCACCGCUACAUCACGUGUCUGAAGGGCAAAAUGCCCACCGAUUUGGUGCUGGAAGACAGAGAGGGCGGAUCCAAAUCGGACAUGGAGGAUUUCACUGGUUCCUGCACCAAUUUGUCUGAACAAAAUCAGUCUUGGUUGCGAGACCCGGAUGACUGUGUGUCAAUCCCCUCAGGCACCCCAAGCGCAUCCUGCGGUCUUACUUCACACAGUGCAGAGAACUGCAGCGACGCAGGUGAUGGACUGGACGGAAGUAUGGCAUCUCCCAGCACAGGAGAAGAAGAUGAAAUGGACAGAGACAGACGAAACAACAAGAAAAGAGGAAUUUUUCCUAAAGUUGCAACAAACAUAAUGAGAGCUUGGCUCUUCCAGCACCUAUCGCAUCCAUACCCCUCUGAGGAACAGAAAAAACAACUCUCCCUAGACACGGGUCUCACCAUACUGCAGGUCAACAACUGGUUCAUAAAUGCCAGACGCAGAAUAGUCCAGCCAAUGAUUGACCAAACAAAUCGCUCAGGCCAAGGUGCUCCGUACAGUCCAGGGGGGGCGGCUCUAGGAGGUUAUGGCUUAGACGCUCAGUCCCAUUUAGGCCUUAGAACAGCAGGUCUUCAGGGAAUGUCAUCUCUGCCCACAGAUUACCCAGGAGCCCUCCUGCCCCAGCCAGGGUACUCCCACCCUGGGCCAUCCCUGCACCCUUACCCCGGCCACCACACUGCCAUGCUGCUCCACCCGCCCCCCCACGCCCACCCUGCUGAACCCCUUAUAGGACAAGGCCUUGACAUACACGCCCACUGAGACCAGAGCAGGGCUGAAGGGGCACUGAAAGUGGGCCGGACCGGUAUAUUAUGAAUUGACUUUGCAUUGACUUUUGACAUAGUCCAUCACCCUCAGCAAAACUUCCGGACGCCAGCGCGGUCGACACAAUGACUCUGAGAAUGUCUUAAAUGCAAUGACAUGUAUGAAAAUGUCCAUUUUAUGCACUCAAUUCUGUGCAACGUGACUGUAUGCAAAGCCUGAAAGAAUUGUUACAUUCCUUAGCCAUUUAUCAAAAUGUAUUGCUAUCUUAUCUCUUCCUCAUUAUACUCUGAAUGGGUGAAUCUCACAAAGGACAUGUCUAGGUCAUUUUUCAGCCCAAAAUCCAAAAUAAAAAAUUAUAAAUGAUAUGUUGCAAGAAAACCAUUACAAUGGUUUGGAAUUGUAACAUUAGUUUUAUGACAAUUAGGGAUAUUUUUACCCCAAAAUUGUAAUUACUGUAAUGCAAAAAAAUAAAAAUAAAAAUAAUAAUAAUUCAUGUAAUUCUGUAAUGUAGGGAUGGCAUAAAAUAUCGAUAUAUCGAUUAUUGUCAGCACAUUAUUUUAUCGAUGUAUUUUUGAGGCAUUGAAAUAUUAUAAUUAGCUAACAUUUAAAUCAAAAGCACAAUUGGCAUGCUUUCCAAUUCACUCAGUUGGCCUCUGUUUAACAGCCUGGCGUAAUUGUGUUGGGAGACCACAAGAGGGCGAUCUACCAUUUACUGUAGCCAGUCGCGGUCACGAUCACACAACCAGGACAAGCUGACGCGGCGCAGAUGGCAGUCCAAAGUUACAAAGGUUUUUGUACUGCUUCAAGAACGAACAAAGUGACAUUGAUGAGUUUGCAGGUUAGAGAAACUUGUUUAACUGUGUGAUGUUUCUUAUGCAAUUUUUCUGUAUGUAGCCAUGAAUGGGUCUUUCAUUCAAGCUGUCAAAGCACAAAACGCCAUACUUGUUAUUGAAAAUACAUUGUGCAGGCCCUAUGAAAAGAUACUUCUAUACAAUAUAUCAUCCAGUUGUACUAGAGUAAAUAAUCUUUGUCCUUUGAUAAUGAUUUGGGUCAAAUUGAAUGGAAAACUAUGCGACUUACACUCCGUGGCACUUCAGAAUGUUGACGCUGAGCGUUGGCGGUGUGUGCGUACCUUUGUAGAAAAUAAAUAUUUGUUAUUUUAGAACGCACCAUGUCGUCUUCCAAACUCGUCCGUUGUGCGACCCCCUUUAAUUAACCCUGCCACUCACAGUUUACCAAGUUGUGUUAAGAAAUAUGUAUGAAGAGACAAAGACAAAGACCCUAUUUAUACAGGAUCUGAAAAAUAAUCAUCGGGAAAAUCUUCAGAUUAUCGAUGCAUAAAAAAGGCAUUGAUCCCAACCCUACUGUAAUGAAAACAAAGUUUUAUUUUGUACUUUUAAAAUGUACUUCACAUUUUAAAUACAUUCAUUUGCAUUGCAGUAAUGAGAAUGAGAUCUUUUUGCAUUAGAGGGGUUUUUAAAUGCUUAAUUUUCAUGAAAAUAAUGCGACAGUGGUCUUAGCUUAAUUUUCUUAAUGCAAUUUAUUUUUUUAUUUUUUUUUGUUCAUUAUUUCUUGGCAAUUUGAGUGAGAUUCACCCAGAUGCACUGUACUGAAUACAUUGAUCUACUAGUUUUAGCAGCAACAUUGCUGCACUCAACUGUAUAUACACAAGUCUUCCUAUGGCCUUAAGGGGCAUGCUGACAUCUCCCUGAAUAUAAAGUUAAGGCCUUCAUCAUAGCCUUUCUUGCCUUGACUCAGAAAACCCUCUUGAGAAGCAUAUACUGUACCUCCUUGGCCAGGACUCUCUCAAGAAGACCUGAAAUAGUCUUCUGAGAUGAUUGAUUGCACCAAAUCAUCAUAACUUAACUUGGUGAAACCUCGUCAUAUUUCUCCCCAAAAUCAAAAGCAAUAAAUCCAUCUUAAAGAAAAUUAAUCCCGUUUCAGGACAAUUAAGAUUUCUUGCACUGUGACUUUUUCACAACAAUUAAGAAAAUUUUCCAUCCUUAUUCUCUUAAAAUUCUCCAUCCAUCCAUCCAUCCAUCGUCAACCGCUUAUCCUGUGUACAGGGUCGCGGGGGGCUGGAGCCUAUCCCAGCUAACAUUGGGCGAAAGGCGGGGGACACCCUGGACAGGUCGCCAGUCCAUCGCAGGGCUCUUAAAAUUCUCAUUUUACUCUAAUGUGAAAACAAUAUACAUUAUUUAAAUGAUUAUUAUACAUUAUUUAAAUGAUUGAUUAAAAAAAUAUAAUGUAUUAUUAUCAUCUAAUGAGAAUAAUAAAAUGAGAAAUUACAAAAAAACUAAAAAUAAAAAAUAACACAUUCAGAAGCAUUACAGUAAUGAGAAUUUAGGGGUGCGUGGUUGUCAUUCAAAUAAUGUCAUGAUGUUGACAUUUUUAAAGGUUCAUUUUUUCCUCAUUAAAAAAGUUUAACUCCUAAAGACACGAAUUGUAAUUUCAUAAUAUAUGUAGGACAUCAUGAGCACUCACAUUAAAAUGAAGACUGGAGUCAGUAAGCUGUUUUAUUCUACAUGGAGAGGCUCCACACAUAGGGACAGCCAUGUUAGAAUCACAUGACCAGCAGAAUACUACUCGCUUAAUCUCAGUAACCGUCCUGUUAUUGGACACUUUCACUCAUUGAUUAAAUUAAUCAUGGCUGACUGUGAAUGUAACAUUUCUACAAUGACAUCUGAAACUAAAACUUGAUUUUAAAUGAGGUUACUGAAUGCACAAAAGUUACUGAGUGCACCUUUAAUGGUCUGAAAGAUAGGCUCAAUUUUCUUUAUACAAAUGUAACUUUAUUUCUUUUGAUUUUGCAUAAUGAUUUUGAGGUGAAAUGUGACCCAGACAUGUUUUCAUAAGAUUCACUGCUGAACUUUUGAACAUGGUCAAUAAAAUGUAGAGAUCUGAUUUGUGGCAUACUGCAGAGCGUCUUUACCAGAUGUCUUUGUCUUCCUAGCUGAGGGUAAUGCAAGUUUGAAUUCAGUUCUUCUGUUCAUAAGUCAGUCUCACUGUUAGCAUUAUGCAUUAUUUAAUUUAAAUGUUAUGUUAAAUAUAUUUUUGUAUUUAUCUGUGUCAGAGACUCGACUACUUCAAAACAUUUAAGAUACAAUAAUCUGAGUGCCGCAUUUUGUGAAUCUCUCAAUUUGAUAAAGAAGUGAAUAUGUUCUUCAGUUCUUUGAAGUUUAUGAGAAUGUUUAUCUGCUGUGGUCCCGACAGGCACGUUUUUGCUUUGUUCUAAAGGACAUGACUCACGAUACCUUCAAGACUUACACAGUACCAGUGUAUAAAAGAAUGUCUGCUUGAAUAUCCUAUGACAUUUUUUUUCUAUGCUAUUUAGAGAUUUGUUAGAAAGCAAUGGACUUGAUACCUUCAGCUCUUUUCUCUCAUUCUCCUUUCUGCGUUUACAAUGUACUACAUGUUUGUUGAUGAUGUGUGUAUGAUAAUGAUAUGAUGAUGUUACAGUUACGGUAAUAAUACGAAAUCACUUUUUUGCACAUGUGUUGAUAUUUUGUCUCUUGGGUGCUUUUACUGAAGGUGCCACAUAUAGCAACUAUUAAUUUAGAUUGAAGCUGAAGGGUAAUUUUUGAGCUACCGGCACUUCCAAAUAGAAUUGCAAAUAUAAUGUCUGUUUUCAAACAAGUUUCCCUAAACAC